GAGCUGAGGUGGCGAUGGUGGAUCGCCCGCCCGGCGCAGCCGCGGCGGGCCACAUCGCGUCGCCGACGGCGGCGGGCUCCUCCUCCUGUCAGCUUUUCAACCCGGAUUUCUCGAGACCUCCAAUCUCAGCUCAGCCUCAGUCUGUUCCUUCAGUUGUAAAACUGCUGCAGCAUCUGCCUCCGGAUCUCAGUAAACAGCAAAGCAAAAGGAAACAAUAGCAUUAACUAUUGAGUGCAUGUAAUAUUCAUAUCCAGGAAGAGUUUAAUAUGGUUUAUGCAAGCCCUGGGACAGAUGCAUCAACAGAUCCAGACAUUGACAAGAAUAUCCGAAUGUUUGAACAAGGGCAUCUCCCUAACCCAAUAGCUUCUGACUCUAGUGACAAAUCAAAGGGCAAAUUAGGUCAAAAGACUCUACGUCGUCUUGCCCAAAAUCGUGAAGCUGCUAGGAAAAGCCGUUUAAGAAAGAAGGCAUAUGUCCAACAGCUUGAGAAUAGCAGGCUGAAACUUAAUCAAUUGGAGCAGGAACUUCAGCACGCUCGUCAACAGGGUAUUAUCAUUUCAACAUCCGAUGACCAGUGUCGUUCAACGAGUGAAAAUGGAGCUCUGAUUUUUAACAUGGAGUAUACGCGCUGGCUGGGUGAGCAGAACAAGCUGAUAAAUGAGCUGAGGGCUGCAGUCCACUCUCAUGCUGGUGAUGAUGAUCUUCAGAGCAUUGUAAAUACCAUCAUGGUGCACAAUGAAGAAUUUUUCAGGCUCAAGGGUGUAGCAGCCAAGGCAGAUGCUCUCCAUGUACUAUCAGGAACCUGGAGGACCCCUCUUGAGAGGUGCUUCCUUUGGUUGGGUGGAUUCCGACCAUCAGAGCUUCUUAAGUUGCUUGCAAAUCAACUAGAGCCACUUACUGAGCAGCAGCUUGCCAGCCUAUGCAACCGGCAGCAAUCCUCCCAAGAGGCAGAAGAAGCUCUCUCUCAACGGAUGGAAAUAAUACAGCAUUCGCUUGCGGAAACCAUUGCAUCCCAGCUUGGCCGAGCAGGUGCAGGUUCUUCUGGUAAUGCCGCAGAUCACACGGCUGCGGCACUGAGAAAGAUCGGCACCAUGGAAAGCUUGCUGCAGCAGGCUGAUGAUCUGCGGCUGCAGAGUCUUCAGCAAAUGCAGCGUGUGCUGACCACCCGGCAAUCUGCAAGGGCGCUGCUCUUAGUCAGCGACUACUUCUCCCGGCUUCGCGCUCUGAGUUCUCUCUGGAUUUCACGUCCACACAGCAAAUGUGUUGACAUCGACACGGUUGUCACUGACCCGUAGUGCGUUCUUUCUAGCCUCUUGUUUUGCUCACAGGAAUCGAUGCAAAUGUUCCUGUGAUUCCUCCACAGUUUGUUGCGUUCAGAGGAACCUAGAAUGGAAAACUGAUAUUGUUCAUGUCACCUUGCCUUGAAAAAGAUCCAACAUCCUAUCAAGUGUGGAGAGAUCAUAAAAAAAAUUCAAAAGCCUUUUUUUUCUUUGACAACAUGCAGGUGCUCAGCUAAUUGGGAGAAUAAGACCAAAUUAGACCUAAUUGGGCCGUCACCAAGGCCCAAAAUAAUGGGCCCAGAGUAUUAGCUCCACCGUUGGAAGUUCUAAUAUCAGAUGGGCUUGGUUUCAUUGGGCCAUAACAUUUCGGCCCAACUGUACGCGAUCACGAGUCGCGAGAGUGUACAUACGUGCGCUGCGUGUACUUUAGUACCGUAUCGGUUCGCCUAGAUUUGCCGUGGUAGUUCAAAAGCUGGGCUUAAGCCCAACAGUUCGCCUCUCUGGGGGCACUUGUGUUGUUUGUAAACAAUGUGUGCUGUACUUGUAAAAUGUACAUGCACACAGAAUGUACAUAAAUAAUGAUGUACCCGAAAUGGUUCAAAAAAUAUUUUU
Oryza brachyantha (malo sina) is the source of this 1892-nucleotide messenger RNA. Its product is annotated as transcription factor HBP-1b(c38)-like. The record is from RefSeq and is a predicted model, not a curated record. Gene Ontology annotation, biological process: DNA-templated transcription; regulation of DNA-templated transcription. NCBI's taxonomy places the organism in Eukaryota, Viridiplantae, Streptophyta, Magnoliopsida, Poales, Poaceae. The transcript is spliced from 9 exons. Gene Ontology annotation, molecular function: DNA-binding transcription factor activity; sequence-specific DNA binding. Bases 267 to 1295 code for a protein of 342 amino acids.